AUGGAUCGCCAGGCAUUCAUAAGGCCUGACCCUGAGAACACGAUAACUGAUGAGAACGAGCAUCUACUUCCCGGAACAGAGCAACCCAGUCAACAUAGAUCCUUGCAACAAUUCUCAGGACACGCAGACCAGAGAGGCCCUGAUGUCUACACCGAAACGCAUGAGCUUCAGCAGUGGAGAUCGACAAUGAAGAACACCCAGAUCGAUGAAACCCAGAUACUUUUAGAAGGCGAAACAGAAGUGGCUGGGCUUACCUCACCUCUAGCACAAGAGUCUGAUGUCAGCAAGCCUCAAUGGGAAGAGGAUUAUCACGUCACUAGUACCCAGAGCGAGCAAAACAAUACAACUGACCAGAAAUACGAUAUCAAUACCUCUACUCGUCUUCAAUGCGUUAUUGGCGUUUUCAUGGGUGGUCUGCUCGCCCUCGCAUGUAUCGGAUCUGGGAUUUACGUCCUUGCAACGAGAAAGGAAAAGCUUGCUUUGCACGUGGACAUCAAUACAACGGCAAGAGAGGUCCUGUCGCUUAUCUUCAACAUCAUCCUCACGUUCUGCAUCGACAGUAUGGCUUUCGCCCAUUCGGUGUCAUUGAGAUGGGCUUUGUAUAGGGAACAUAAAUUGGAGUUCAAUACGAACCUUCGGCUUUUUACCAACUCGACCAAUAGUGGACCUAAUCGGUGGUACACCAACAUCUUUGGCAUGACCUGCUUAGUUUUUUGCUACGGAGCUUCCAGUUAUUUGCUACUGCCCUUAUCAGAGAACGAAGUAUUCAUAAAUGGCAUCGCUGUACUGAUGCUAGGUCUGGCUCUUCUGGGGCUCGCGGCGCUCUCAAUAUGGUGUCUAUGGACCAGCUCCAAUUCUGUAUUGACCUGGAGCUCUAAUCCGUUGAACAAUUGUCUGGCCGCUGUGCAAAACGGAAUGUUCCAGCGACGCAAUGGGAGAUGUAUGCGAUCCGUGCACGAUCGGAACCCUGCGUCAUCGCAACUCUGCGCAGACAUCGAUACGCAGCCAAUUCUUCCUCGGCAGAAGCAAGAAAACAUGUACAAGCUGAGCAGGCGUAUAAGGAGGAUCAUUUGGCUGCUCUGGACGCUGUCAGUACUGGCUAUCGCAUGGAUGUUUGCCAUCUUAGGGCUCAACCUGGCAUAUGCAGCCGACAAUGGUGAGUAUUGUCCGCCUAGCUUAGCCUCCCUAAAAUGGGAUAUGUUCAGCUCAGGUAGCUGCGUCAGCAACACGGCGAGUCUCUCCAUGUCCCCUUCAGGCCAAAGCCCUGAACAGUGGAACAAAUACCCACUUCUCCAAGUCUUUCUGGGCCUGUUGUUCCUCAGUACGAUCCAAGCAACCCAGUCCAUUGCUCUACAUUGCACCGAACUGCUUGUCAACAUUUCGCGAGAUGAGAAAAUGUGGCGGAAUGCGUAUAGCAACGGUAGAAAGAACGGAAAAGGUCCGAAGGGGUCCCUGCUUGCAAGCGACUCACUGAAAAACGCGAUAAGCAGCUGGGAAUAUAUCUGCCUGAGCCUAUUGAAGUCUGUCCUGCACUGGAGUGUCGGUCAGGCUGUACAGCCGGCCUUCCAAUUAGAUCUCCCAGAAGACAUCUCUACUAUAGAUCCCUCUUCGAUAAAUCAGGAGCUGGCUGUGGCGGGUGUCGCCUUUUACAUGAUAUAUCCUCGACUACUGGUUUAUGCCGUCCUUGCUAUAGUGCUGGCUUCUUUUGCCACUUUUCUGGCACUGAGAAAGCGACCGGGGCCUCAGCCUGCUACUAUGGGCCACUUGCAAACUAUUUCAGACCUGGUUGACGAUUGGACUCCAAGUGAGAACGGUCGUAUUUAUUGGGGAGACAAAGGGGAAAGCUCAACAAGCUCAGUUCGUCAUGCAGGGACAAGCUUUGAACCAAAGGCUCUGGGCCGGAUCUCCCCUAAUUCUCUGUACGCUUGCUAG
This is a messenger RNA of Fusarium proliferatum ET1, 1932 nucleotides long. RefSeq lists its product as uncharacterized. Lineage: Eukaryota; Fungi; Ascomycota; Sordariomycetes; Hypocreales; Nectriaceae. The record is from RefSeq and is a predicted model, not a curated record. Bases 1 to 1932 code for a protein of 643 amino acids. The transcript has a single exon.